AUGAUGGAUGAACUCGUGAUAGCUGAUCAUAUUCGCGAUAAAUUGCAAAACGAGAUUGAACACACUCGUUCGGCAGCUGGCUCAUUCGCAAUGGCAAGUAUUCGUUGGGUACAACGAUAUUCACACUGUUAUUCAGUUUGGUGUUCAUUUAUUUGCCUUCCUCUAUGGAUUCUUAUAGUACCAGUCGCAUUUGCACUUGAUAUCGCCAUUUAUUCAAUUAUUUUAUGUCUUUUCGUGUUUAUCUUCAUCAUUGCACUCUUUAUCGCACCUUGUCGAAUAGCGUACAAAUAUUCCUCGUGUACAGAUGCGUGGAAUCCCAUGAAUAUCUAUCGAUAUAGUCUGACUGACACCCUAGCGUGCAUUCAAAUGGUCUACAUAUUUUUUGCCCUUAUUUGGUUAUGUUAUUGUGGCACCGGUACGAUUGAAGAUGGCGCACCGAUGUGUUGUAUAUAUAUAUGUUGUAAAUCAUGUCAUCAUGCAUGUUGUCGAGCCACGCGUAUUCAAGUUAACGAACAACCGUGUACAAUCCUUUAA
Adineta ricciae is the source of this 534-nucleotide messenger RNA. Lineage: Eukaryota; Metazoa; Rotifera; Eurotatoria; Adinetida; Adinetidae. The record is from the annotation of a GenBank genome assembly.